CUCGUGCAAAGUUCAGUCUGGAGCGAAGGUAAGUAAGGAAGAUGGUUAGAUUUCAGUUGACUAGAAAGCUCACAGUUUCACUGCUUAAAAAGUUAUGGGUUGUCUUUACAAAGAUUGUUAACUGGAACCCCGGUUUCUUGUUCCAAUUUCGUUUGAGCGAAUGCAAGGAGCUUUAUGUGGAUUUUCUUUACACGAGUUAUGAGAGUCAGAUACUGUGGAUGUUCAUCGUCAAUGCAGUUUACAAAGCAUUCCUUAUUGCUCUCCAUCCUUUUGCUGCUAAUAUGGAACAUGCUGAAUACAUUAUUUUUGGUGUCGUUGCUUUAACUGUAGAAACUGCUUUGAUUACAUUGAAAUUCAUUAAAAAAGACGCCUUCAAAAAAAUCAGCUAUGCUGCUCUCUUUCUUGACCUAACACUUCUCUUGCUGUUUGAGCUGAUAGUGUUUGAUGCCAAGUCCACGGGAUUCAAUUUGCUUUUCUCGCUCACUUUUCUCCUCAACGUCACGUCCUGUCUUCAGAACAGUACCUUUCUGACAGUGUUCUUCAUUGUUGCUCUGUAUAUGCUCAAUAUUGCUGGAUAUACGUGCUACUAUCCUAAUACCAGCCCAGGAGUGGACUCGAUCUACAAAGAGAUAGCUGCUGGAUACUUGAUACUCACAACUGGAUCCCUGGUCUGCUUGGUGGUGCAUUUUAUGAUAAGCAAGGAAAAGUGGAUGGCUUUCCAGAAAAUUGAGAAUAACGUGAUAACACAUCUGGACAUAAAGAAGGAAACGCUCAAGCAGGAGAAACUUCUUCACUCGAUAUUUCCACCAGAUAUUGCAAAAGUAGCACAAGCAAGUUUGUCCAAUGAGCUGGCUAAGGAAGAUGAAACAGAGGAGUUUAGAAAGCUACACCUCAACCGAUCCAAUAAUGUCAGCAUUCUGUUUGCUGACAUCAAAGGAUUUACUGCCCUUUCAUCUAAGAUUGAUGCUAAAACACUUGUCGAAACACUGAAUGAGUUAUUUGCUCGUUUUGACUGCCUAGCUGAAGAUAAUAAUUGCAUGAGGAUCAAGAUAUUGGGGGAUUGCUAUUAUUGUGUAUCUGGACUAUACGACAGUAGCAAGACUCAUGCUCAAAACUGUGUUGAAAUGGGACUACAAAUGAUUGAAGUUAUCAAACGAGUGAGUCAUGAGACAGGUUAUGAUAUAAGUAUGCGUGUUGGUAUUCAUACUGGGGCUGUCUUUUCUGGCCUCAUUGGCUUGGAGAAGUGGCAAUUUGAUGUUUGGUCAACCGAUGUGAAUAUAGCCAACAAAAUGGAAGCAACAGGAAAACCAGGCUAUGUACAUAUCAGCAAGAAGACCUACAAAGAAAUCAAGAAUUUGUACAAUGUUGAGGCCAAUUGUCCAAGAGAUGAGAUGAAAACUUAUUUUGUUACUGGGAGAAAACAGAAUGAUGCAAGUAUUGAUGGCGAAGUUAGUAGCGUUAUAUCAGAGAUUGACAUCACAGCGCCUGAUGAUUCAUUGAAGACAAUUAAACCUUACAGUUGUGCUUUAAUCAAUCACGAUAUAGAAAUGGAGUCUCCUCGUUCUGGUAGCUUUAAGGAAGGACGAAGAUUUGGGAUAGCUGAUGUAUCAAAGACACUUGGAAUAACUAGAGUUUCAAGGAGUUCCUCCAAACUAGUCAAGAAUCGCCAAGAUUUCAUUGAUAGUUUGGCAAGUGUUGUGACAAAGGAACAUUGCAAUAAACUGUGGAAGAAGUUUGCACAUCGCUACCAGUUAAAAUUUAAGAAAACACAGCAUGAAAUUGAGUAUCUACAGGGCGGAGUUAAACCUCACUUGUCCUAUUUUGUUUCAAUGACUAUAAUGUCAUUAUUCAAUUACUUGACACAAUUGACAAUACUUCCAAGAGAUAACAGCAUUAUAUCCCACUUCCUUAAUGUUGUUGCAAUAAUCAUUUCCAUGGCACUGACAGUCAUUUUUUUCACUCAGGAAUAUACAAACUUUUUUCAAGUUAGCAUUUUGAAAAAGUUUGUUCAAGCUCUGAAACAUAACCGUCUCUAUCACUAUGUACUAUUUAUGGUGAUGUGGGUCAUAGCACUCAAUGCAGCAACUAUUGGAAUAAUCCAAUGUGAACCUAAUGCAAGUCUACUGAUGCCAUACGAAACACUUAACUCUCAAGAGGGAAGAUGUGACUUUGUGGAAUAUUAUCUGAUCCUGCUGUCAAUAUUGACUCUAUUUGUUAUUCUACCAAUGUCUGAUCUUCCUUUUGCUGGGACGCUCCUUUUUGCCGUUUGCUCUUUGUUUCACAUGCUUAUAGUUUUGCCUUUUGCUUAUUUUGAUACGUUCCUCCUCCACCAUAUCACUCUUUAUGGCGAUAAUGCAAUGAAAAUGUUUAUUAAGAAUGAAAUAUACUUGGCAGUCAUUGCUGUAUUCAUGGUGAUUUUUGGAAUGAUCGUGAUUUGGCAGUUUAAGUAUGCAAAGCGAAUUAACUUCCUCCAAACACUAGAGAUUGUUGAGCAACAGAACAAAGUUGAAGUUGUCAAAGCUCACAACUGUGUCUUGCUUUCUAAUUUAAUGCCAAAUCAUGUUGUCCGCCAUUUUCUUGAUCCUUUCAUCAGCCAAAAGGAUCUUUAUUAUCACUAUCAUGAGAAAGUGGGUGUAAUGUUUGCUGCUAUUCCAGAGUUUUCCUCAUUUUACAAUGAACAUCCUCUAAAUAAAUACGGUCUUGAGUGUCUCAGACUUUUAAAUGAAAUAUUUGGAGAUUUUGACCAGCUUUUGAAAAAGGAGCCUUUCUCUCACCUGGAGAAGAUAAAAACAAUUGGAAGUACUUACAUGAUAGCAUCUGGCUUGCAAGUGAGUGACUGCAGUAUUGUCAACAAAAUAGCAACAAAAUGUCUGCAGGAAGACAGCAAAUAUGAUGGUUGGAAGCAUCUUGCAAUCUUGGUUAAAUUUUCCAUUGCACUGAAGGAGAAACUUGACAAAAUUAAUCAUGACUCCUUUACAGACUUCAAAAUGAGAAUUGGUAUUAGUCACGGUCCUGUUGUUGCUGGUGUUAUUGGUGCAAAAAAGCCACAAUAUGAUGUAUGGGGAGACACUGUUAAUCUUGCUAGUAGAAUGGAGAGCACUGGUGUCAUGGGACAGACACAAGUUGUUCAAGAAACCAAGAGUAUACUGCAGGGUCUGGGUUUUAACUUUAAAUUCCGUGGUUUUGUGAACGUGAAGGGAAAAGGAGAAUUGGUCACUUACUUUAUCCUCGAUUGAGAAACCAAAAAUCAAAUCAUCUGAUAAUCUAACAUUAAACAACUACUACAUAAAAUAAUACUUUAAAAUUGUCAUUUCUUGGUUUUCUUCACAUAAGCUGUUAUUCAAUUUCAAAA
Molecule: messenger RNA, 3352 nt
Organism: Amphimedon queenslandica
Lineage: Eukaryota; Metazoa; Porifera; Demospongiae; Haplosclerida; Niphatidae
Product: adenylate cyclase type 1-like
Exons: 24
Coding region: 42-3236 (1064 amino acids)
Biological process (GO): adenylate cyclase-activating G protein-coupled receptor signaling pathway; intracellular signal transduction; cyclic nucleotide biosynthetic process
Cellular component (GO): plasma membrane
Molecular function (GO): adenylate cyclase activity
Source: RefSeq, a predicted model, not a curated record